This is a messenger RNA of Tupaia belangeri chinensis (Chinese tree shrew), 2672 nucleotides long. RefSeq names its product IKAROS family zinc finger 3 (gene IKZF3). Lineage: Eukaryota; Metazoa; Chordata; Mammalia; Scandentia; Tupaiidae. The transcript has 8 exons. Gene Ontology annotation, biological process: regulation of transcription by RNA polymerase II. Gene Ontology annotation, cellular component: nucleus. Bases 198 to 1727 code for a protein of 509 amino acids. Gene Ontology annotation, molecular function: DNA-binding transcription factor activity; RNA polymerase II cis-regulatory region sequence-specific DNA binding. The record is from RefSeq and is a predicted model, not a curated record.
AGCGCCGCUGUAACCCCGCGCACCGGCAGAUCGCCGGCUCCUGCCCGUUUCAAUCUGCGCCGACGCGGCAGCAGGAUCCCGGGGACUCCCCGCGCCGGGAAUCUCCCGCCAGCUGCGCGCUGCGUCCCCGCGACGGCAGGAGCACGUGGAGCGGCCGGGUAGCCAGAGAGGCAGCUCCAACCCAGCCCGGCGGCGACAUGGAAGAUAUACAACCAAAUGUGGAACUGAAAAGCACUCAAGAGGAGUCUGUGCCCACAGAAAGUCCAGCAGUUUUGAAUGACUACGACAUAACCAAAUCUCACGAAAUAGAAAAUGUGGACAAUGCGGAAGGCCCAACCAAUGAAGAUGAAGAUAUGGGAGAUGAUUCAAUGAAAGUGAAAGAUGAAUACAGUGAGAGAGAUGAGAGUAUUUUAAAACCAGAGCCUAUGGGAAAUGCAGAAGAGCCUGAAAUUCCUUACAGCUAUUCGAGAGAAUAUAAUGAAUAUGAAAACAUUAAGUUGGAGAGACAUGUUGUCCCCUAUGAUAGCAGCAGGCCAACCAGUGGGAAGAUGAACUGCGAUGUGUGUGGAUUAUCCUGCAUUAGCUUCAAUGUCUUAAUGGUUCAUAAGCGGAGCCAUACUGGUGAACGCCCAUUCCAGUGUAAUCAGUGUGGGGCAUCUUUUACUCAGAAAGGUAACCUCCUCCGCCACAUUAAACUUCAUACAGGGGAAAAACCUUUUAAGUGUCACCUCUGCAACUACGCAUGCCAGAGAAGAGAUGCGCUCACCGGGCAUCUUAGGACACAUUCUGUCGAGAAACCCUACAAAUGUGAGUUUUGCGGAAGGAGUUACAAGCAGAGAAGUUCCCUUGAGGAGCACAAGGAGCGCUGCCGUACGUUUCUUCAGAGCACUGACCUGGGGGACACUGCAAGUGCGGAGGCAAGACACAUCAAAGCAGAGAUGGGAAGUGAAAGAGCUCUCGUUCUGGACAGAUUAGCAAGCAAUGUGGCAAAACGAAAAAGCUCAAUGCCUCAGAAAUUCAUUGGUGAAAAGCGCCACUGCUUCGACGUCAACUAUAAUUCUAGCUAUAUGUAUGAGAAAGAGAACGAGAUCAUGCAGACCCGAAUGAUGGACCAAGCCAUCAACAACGCCAUCAGCUAUCUUGGUGCCGAGGCCCUGCGCCCCUUAGUCCAGACACCGCCUGCUCCCACCUCCGAGAUGGUUCCUGUUAUCAGCAGCAUGUACCCCAUAGCCCUCACCCGGGCUGAGAUGCCAAAUGGUGCCCCCCAGGAGCUGGAAAAGAAGAGCAUCCACCUUCCAGAGAAGAGCCUGUCUUCUGAAAGGGUUCACUCCCCCAACAAUAGCGGCCAUGACUCCACAGACACCGACAGCAACCACGAAGAACGCCAGAAUCACCUCUACCAACAAAAUCAUCUGGGCCUCCCUCGGGCCCGCAAUGGGAUGCCACUUCUGAAGGAGGUCCCUCGACCUUAUGAACUCCUCAAGCCCCCACCCAUCUGCCCGAGAGACUCCAUCCGAGUGGUCAACAAAGAAGGGGAGGUGAUGGAUGUGUAUCGGUGUGACCACUGUCGCGUCCUCUUCCUGGAUUAUGUGAUGUUCACUAUUCACAUGGGGUGCCAUGGCUUCCGUGACCCUUUCGAGUGUAAUAUGUGUGGCUACCGAAGCCAUGAUCGGUACGAGUUCUCAUCUCACAUAGCCAGAGGAGAACACAGGGCCAUGCUGAAGUGAUCAUCUGAUCUCAGAAUUAGGAGCAUAGGAAGUCAACAUUGUUUCUAAAAACUAAUUACCAUGCGUAACAGACCACUCCCAAAACACCCUCGUCGUUUUCAUACCAUUUGUCGUAUGUAACGUGCCAUGUAGAAAUACUGGCUUCAUUUGGAAAGUAUUUUGCAGAUCUAUCAUGUUAUUACUUUGGUGAACACCAUUGUUUUCCCAUGAGGAACUUGAAUUUUAUGGAAUUUAAAAGCCAAAGAAACAUUUGGUUAUUCUCUUUUGUAACAAUAGAAUGGAUAUUUACUGAAGCUUAUGGUCAGUUGGAACAGUCCCUGGUUAUGCUUCUGAGACACAUUGGCCAUAGAUAAAAACCUUUCGGUCACAUGCCCAAAUCCAGAGCUGACCAAGUGACCCAUCUGGGAAGCCUUGGCCUUCUGCACCUAACAUGAGGCUGAGGGUUAGGUAUAAUCUCCGCAUCACAGCUUAUCAUCUAAGGGUGGGAGGAAAAAACCAUAAAAUAAGAACCUGUCACCAGUCACUGGAGACUCCAUUCUCUGAGCAUCAGAUCCAUUUGCUAUCACACAAGCAAAAAAAAAAAAAUUAAAAAAAAAAAAGUUAUCCGAUGACACUUCUGCUUCUACUGUUUACCCUCCCAUCUCCAGUGAAAAGCGGAGCUGUUUUCAGCUAAACCAGUUGUCUACAGGAGAAGUGCUGCGGCAGAACUGAUGGCUUUCAACAUAGACCAUCACUGAAACUCCAGAAAGGUGUCUACCGUGACUGACGGAUUCGUUCCUUCUGAUCAAGACUGGCAGAGCUGGGUUUGAGGGGGGAAACGGUUUGGGAGCACCAACAGAAAAAGAAAGACAACAGUUUCUAAAAGCUCCUGGUCUCCUUCAGAGAAUAUUGGUGGUACAGACCCAAAGCAAACUUGCCAGUGAUUUUUUUUUUUCCACAAAAAAA